This is a messenger RNA of Heterostelium album PN500, 426 nucleotides long. RefSeq lists its product as uncharacterized. The coding region runs from base 1 to 426 and encodes 141 amino acids. The record is from RefSeq and is a predicted model, not a curated record. Lineage: Eukaryota; Evosea; Eumycetozoa; Acytosteliales; Acytosteliaceae. The transcript is spliced from 5 exons.
AUGAACAUUACACCAACAACAACAACUCAACAAAUUCUUGCAAUUGAAUCUGUCUGUUUAACAUCUCUUCUUAUCUUCACCAAUAAAGUCAACCAAAAUAAAAGAUCUGAAUCUAGAUUGAUCACAUUCUCAUUUGGUUAUACAAAUAUAGAUUCAUUUUUUGCUGAAAAUCUUAGAAAUGGUUCUGAAAAUUCUAAAAAUAUAUUCGUAUUGAUGUCUCUUUUCAUGCAAGCCGGUCCAAAUAUAUAUCCAGGAUCACCAUAUUCAUUGCUUUGGGGAUUAAUCAAAAGGCAUGCUCGACCUGAUAUAUGUCCGGCAUCAAUUAGAAUUGGAUCCGUUGGAACAAAUACAAUUGUUGUUUGUUUAAAAUCACAAGCGUUAGAAAAAACAAAAGUAAUUCUAAUGACAUUGUUAAAGAGUUUUUAA